UUUUCUUAAUUGCGUUAUUUAGGGUUUUUGGUUCUCACUUUCCGCCUGUCUGUUUGAUCAUGACAUACAUACAUACAUAGUUGUGAUUAUUUGUUAUAAAAACAUUAACAGGAAGAAGUCUUAGGUUUAUUUACUUCCGGCUUAAGUGUUGAAGAUCGAUUAUGAAGGAUAUUUUAGGAGGAGUUGAGAAUGUAUUGAACUAAUUUUAUGCGUUGGUUUCUGUAUAUUUUUGUGAAGUUGGUUGCUAAACAUCAGCAUCAUUUAUAUUAAGUGAAUGAGUGAGUGAAUUGAGAAUUGUAGAAUAUGCAAUAGUACCAGAAACUAGAGAAUGGAUGACUACAGGCAGCCUGAGAUUUUGCCUCCGGCAUGGAUAAAUAAGAAUCCAUCUGAACUGGCCGAAUCACAUGUGUUCAUCAUCUCGUGUUUUAUUGCUGGCAUUAUUGGUAUUCUGACUAUUGUGUAUACGGCUUUCCAAUGGAGAAGGAACAUCAGUUUAAGUUUAAUGAAAGCCACUGCAAGAAGGAAAAAGAAGGAUCCAAAAUCAAGAAGCAAGAUCCCUCUAGCUGCGCACACUUGGUAUCUUGAGUCUGGAUCUCGUGGCAAAAGCUUAAAUUGUUGUGUCUGCUUGAAGUCCUUGUCAUCCUCUCAGUCUCUUGCGCCCAUGACGGGUUCAGAUAGCUUUAUUCACCGUUGUAGAAUAUGUGGGGCAGCAGCUCACCUCAGUUGUUCUUCAAAAGCUCACAGAGAUUGUAAAUGUGUGUCUAUGAUUGGGGCUUCACGUGUCUUGCACCUGUGGGCUAUUCGUUGGACAGAAGUGGUUGACCAACCUGAAGAAAUUUCUUUUUGCAGUCACUGUGAGGAGCCAUGUAGUGCAUCUUUUCUUGGGGGAUCACCAAUAUGGAGUUGCUUAUGGUGUCAACGGCUGGUUCAUGUUGACUGUCAUAGUAGCCUCUACAGUGAUACUGGCGAUGUUUGUGAUCUAGGUCCGUUUAGAAGGAUGAUUGUGUCACCUCUUCAUGUGAAGGAACUGAGUCGUUCUUCAUCAGGUGGAAUCUUGAGUUCCAUCACACAUGGUGCUAAUGAGAUUGCAUCUUCUGUGCGUGCGAGUAUUAGAAACCAAAGUAAGAAAAGUAAGCAAGGAAAUGAAGUCCUUGUGGAAACUAUUAAUGGUAAUGCAGGGGAACCUUCUACAGAAAGCACAACAGAUGCUAAUUUAACAAAUGAUACCUCGAAUGGAACUCAAGAGAACCAAAAAGGAAGCUACAAUGGGAAUGUUAAAACGAACCCAGAGGCCACAAGUCAACGUCAAGAUGGUGUUGUAGUCAACAAGUUAGGUCAAAAGCUGAGUUUCAAGAAAAACUCAUUAAAUAGUCAGAGAGAUGACUCCUAUAUAGCUGGAAUGAAGCAAAAAUACGAAUUGACUGAUUUGGGUCCAGAUGCAAGGCCUCUUUUAGUCUUCAUUAACAAGAAGAGUGGUGCCCAGCGAGGAGAUUCACUCAGGCUACGGAUGAAUAUCCUCUUGAACCCUGUGCAGGUUUUUGAGUUGAGCUCAACAGAGGGGCCAGAAGUUGGUCUUUAUCUAUUCAGAAAAGUACCUCAUUUCAGAAUUCUUGUAUGUGGAGGAGAUGGGACAGUUGGAUGGGUUUUGGAUACCAUUGAAAGGCAAAAUUUUGUUUCUCCGCCACCAGUUGCUAUUCUGCCAGCUGGAACUGGAAAUGACCUGGCAAGAGUUUUAGGUUGGGGAGGUGGUUUGGGAUCAGUAGAGAAACAUGGAGGGCUCUGCACAAUGCUGCAAGAUAUAGAUCAUGCUGCUGUUACCAUUCUUGAUCGUUGGAAGAUUUCUAUAACCAAUCAGAAGGGGAAGGAGCUUCGUGCUCCAAAAUUCAUGAAUAAUUAUCUUGGGGUAGGAUGUGAUGCGAAGGUUGCUCUAGAAAUUCACAAUCUGAGGGAGGAGAACCCGGAGAAAUUCUAUAACCAGUUUAUGAAUAAAGUUCUUUAUGCUAGAGAAGGCGCUAGGACUAUUAUGGAUAGAACAUUUGCAGAUUACCCUUGGCAAGUCAAAGUGGAGGUAGAUGGCGUUGACAUUGAGGUUCCUGAGGAUGCUGAGGGUGUUCUUGUUGCCAAUAUUGGCAGCUAUAUGGGUGGUGUCGACUUGUGGCAGAAUGAAGAUGACAACUAUGAUAAUUUUGAUCCUCAAUCUAUGCAUGAUAAGAUACUUGAAGUUGUGAGCAUAUCAGGGACAUGGCAUCUUGGAAAGCUUCAGGUAGGGCUUUCUCGAGCUCGAAGGCUUGCACAGGGGCAGAACAUCAAAAUUCAGCUUCUUGCUCCAUUGCCUGUACAAAUAGAUGGUGAACCAUGGCUGCAGUCACCUUGCACAUUGACCAUUUCACAUCAUGGCCAGGCUUUCAUGUUGAAAAGGUCCACUGAGGAACCUCUUGGUCAUGCGGCAGCUAUAGUGGCAGAUGUGCUAGCACAUGCUGAAACAAAUCAUGUGAUAAAUUCUACUCAGAAACGAGCUCUUCUUCAGGAAAUGGCACUCAAGCUAUCUUAGAAUACACAUUACUUUGCCAGUCAGCCAGGGGCAAUGCCACAUGUGCGUCAAGCUGGCAGAUAUAUUUUAAACAUACAUUUGAUGAUAAUGAUAUAAUUGCUAAGCAAAAACAAAGUUUAUCAUUAUUCAAUUUUGAAAGGUAGGGAUACUUAUAAUCAGAGGAAUACGUGUACAGAUUACUGGA
This is a messenger RNA of Erigeron canadensis, 2735 nucleotides long. Its product is annotated as diacylglycerol kinase 1-like. NCBI's taxonomy places the organism in Eukaryota, Viridiplantae, Streptophyta, Magnoliopsida, Asterales, Asteraceae. The transcript has 9 exons. Gene Ontology annotation, molecular function: ATP-dependent diacylglycerol kinase activity. The coding region runs from base 329 to 2551 and encodes 740 amino acids. The record is from RefSeq and is a predicted model, not a curated record.